AUGAGUACGCCGGGUGAAGCAGCCGGUGAACCGUCAGGGUCUCAGGAGCAGCCCGCCCCAACAGAAACUCCCAAGCGUGGGCCGGGAAGACCACGGAAACCGCAACAGGAGCCAACCGGAGAGCCUGUCCCGAAACGACCGCGGGGGCGACCUAAAGGGAGCAAGAACAAGGGCCCGUCCAAAGCAGCGCUGAAGAAAGCAGAGGCCACUGGAGAGAAGAGACCCAGAGGCAGACCCAGGAAAUGGCCACAGAAAGCAGUCGAGAAAAAGCCUGCUCAGGUAUACAACUGA
Megalops cyprinoides (Indo-Pacific tarpon) is the source of this 291-nucleotide messenger RNA. RefSeq names its product high mobility group AT-hook 2 (gene hmga2). The transcript has 4 exons. Gene Ontology annotation, biological process: regulation of DNA-templated transcription. Gene Ontology annotation, cellular component: chromatin; nucleus. The coding region runs from base 1 to 291 and encodes 96 amino acids. Lineage: Eukaryota; Metazoa; Chordata; Actinopteri; Elopiformes; Megalopidae. The record is from RefSeq and is a predicted model, not a curated record. Gene Ontology annotation, molecular function: transcription coregulator activity; DNA binding.